AAAGUUGUCAAAAGGAAUCUGCUAACUGCUGUCAUAUGAAAAAUCGGCAUUUUAGGAAUUUGGCGGAAAAUACCCUAAACUCAUUCUGCCACAAUUAUUCUUACAAAUAAUUGUUUUUGGUGGUAAUUACUAACAAAUUACAACACCAACAUGGAUGACCAAGCUUGUCCGCGGUGCAAAACAACAAAAUAUAGAAAUCCAUCACUGAAGUUGAUGGUAAACGUAUGUGGCCAUGCGUUAUGUGAAAGCUGUGUUGAUUUGCUGUUUUUGAAAGGAUCUGGUUCCUGCCCCGACUGCAAUGUACCACUCCGACGAAGCAAUUUCAGGGUCCAGCUUUUCGAAGACCCCAUGGUGGAAAAAGAAAUAGACAUUCGAAAACGGGUUCUCAAAGAUUACAACAAAAAAGAAGAGGACUUUGCAUCUUUACGUGAAUACAAUGACUAUUUAGAGGAGAUUGAAACAAUAGUAUACAAUCUAACAAAUAAUAUUGAUAUAGUGGGCACUAAUAAAAGAAUAGAACAGUACAAAAAGGAUAAUAAGGAAAUUAUUAUGAAGAAUAAAGCUAAAAUAGGUAGAGAAGAAGUAGAACUUGAAGAAAUAUUAGAAAUUGAGAAACAAAUGGAAGAACUACGGAGAGCGGAAAUCAACCGCUUAGAACAGGAAGCUAAGAAACAGAAGAUUAGAGAGAAGGAGGCCCUUAUUGAUGAACUCAUGUUUGCCGAGGGUGACGCCAAAGAUAUAUUAAAUACAUUUGCACAAAAUAAAGCUAGCAAGCAAGAGGAUGUUUUACCUGCACUACCAAAGGUAACACAAUUCUCAACGGGAGUAAAAUUCACGCGAGUUUCGGCACAGCAAGCACUGCCUCUUAUAGAAGAGGGUCCACUAUACAAGUACGAGCCUCCGGCCGUGUACGACCGCUGUGGGCCCGAGCCGCCUUCCAUCGAGGAUAUUGUCGGAUGCGGGUAUCUGAAGCAUGUCAGAGCCGAAAACGAAACCGAGAAGGCUGGCGGCUACAACUCAACCCUCCCAUGCCUGCGUGCCUUGCAGGACGCUCUGGCGGGCCUCUACCACGCCAGCUGACCAAGCGACCCGCGGACUGAUACUGUCAUUGUACUAGAUUGAAUGUGUUCAAUAGAUGGCGUUAGUGUAUUGUGAGGUUAGAUUAAAUUAAUGUUUGAAUACAAAUUGAAACCAGUUUUUUGUUUUGUGUGAGGAAGUUUCGUUUUAUUUUGUUUUUUAAGUUAAUGUCGUUAGGCAGACUUAUUUUACUUCUUUGAUAUGAUCGGGAGACAGGCAAAAAAUACUUUUUAAACAAUGCAAGUCUUUUUUUAAUUUAAGUGGGCAUUUUGCAGUGUGUUCUACACAGUUUUAGGUAAAGAAAGAAAUAAAUGUAACUAGCACUACACUAGCGCCUUUCCUAAUCUAGUGAGUAAAUGGGGAAACUUGUGUGUUUGACAUGCUUGUCAACAACGGCUUUAACAAUACAGUAUUGAGUGUGACUUAAAAUAUGAGUAAAAUAGAUAGUAUGGGUAUUAUAGAGUCAGCUACCUAAGUCCUAGUUGGUUUUAAAACUUAGGAUAUAUUUUUAACUAUAGCAGAUGAUUUUCGGUUCAUUUUUGUGAUGGCAACAACAUAUGUACAAUGUCUAUGUCAAUUGUCAUGAAAUGGCGCCAUCUCUUUUACUCGUAGAGAUUUUUGAUAUUAUUUAUCCUUUUCUAAAUGUAAACUGACUCUAUAGUUACCCUAGUUGCCAAUGUAAAUAAAUGUACAUAAGUUCGUUGUAACUUGUUUAGUUUUAAUACAUUGUCGGUUGUGUAAGUAUGUUGUUAAUUGCUGUUGUUUUGUGAUAAUAAAAAUGAGUGAUAAAUA
Molecule: messenger RNA, 1869 nt
Organism: Trichoplusia ni (cabbage looper)
Lineage: Eukaryota; Metazoa; Arthropoda; Insecta; Lepidoptera; Noctuidae
Gene: Mat1
Product: CDK-activating kinase assembly factor MAT1
Exons: 5
Coding region: 151-1080 (309 amino acids)
Biological process (GO): positive regulation of cyclin-dependent protein serine/threonine kinase activity; nucleotide-excision repair; regulation of transcription by RNA polymerase II
Cellular component (GO): transcription factor TFIIH holo complex
Molecular function (GO): cyclin-dependent protein serine/threonine kinase activator activity
Source: RefSeq, a predicted model, not a curated record